This is a messenger RNA of Sorex fumeus (smoky shrew), 628 nucleotides long. RefSeq names its product hemoglobin subunit epsilon 1 (gene HBE1). Gene Ontology annotation, cellular component: hemoglobin complex; blood microparticle; haptoglobin-hemoglobin complex. Gene Ontology annotation, molecular function: oxygen binding; organic acid binding; oxygen carrier activity. Bases 46 to 489 code for a protein of 147 amino acids. NCBI's taxonomy places the organism in Eukaryota, Metazoa, Chordata, Mammalia, Eulipotyphla, Soricidae. Gene Ontology annotation, biological process: hydrogen peroxide catabolic process; oxygen transport. The record is from RefSeq and is a predicted model, not a curated record. The transcript is spliced from 3 exons.
UUCUGCCACUUCUCUGAGAACGCCUAAGUUCACAGACCUGACACCAUGGUGCAUUUCACUGCCGAGGAGAAGAAUGUUAUCACUAGCCUGUGGGGCAAAGUGAAUGUGGAAGAGGCUGGCAGUGAAGCCCUUGGGAGGCUCCUGGUUGUCUACCCCUGGACCCAGAGGUUCUUCGACAGUUUUGGCAACCUGUCCUCUCCCUCUGCCAUUAUGGGCAACCCCAAGGUCAAAGCCCAUGGCAAGAAGGUGCUGACCUCCUUUGGAGAAGCUGUUAAGAACAUGGACAACCUCAAGGCUACCUUUGCUAAGUUGAGUGAGCUCCACUGUGACAAACUGCAUGUGGAUCCUGAGAAUUUCAGGCUCCUGGGCAACGUGAUCGUGAUUGUUCUGGCUUCUCAUUUUGGCAAGGAGUUCACCCCUGAGGUGCAGGCUGCUUGGCAGAAGCUGGUGUCUGGCGUUGCCACUGCUCUGGCUCACAAGUACCACUGAGUCCACUUUGCUGUUCCCAAGUGCCCUUUUGUGUUCCCAGUGACAACUUUGUGUGGGGCUUGGGAUUUGGUCUCUAGAGCAUAAUGUCUGUUUAAUAAAGUGCAUUCUACUCAUUAAUCAGAAAUCACUAUUUUUUUCU